CCUACCAUAUCUGAUAAUCAAGAUAUCCUUAUUUGGUGCUUCACAAAAACAGGGGAAUCCACGGGGAAGUCUAGAUACAAUCUUCAAAAGCAACUGUCAAAUCAAACACUUCAACACUAUGAUGGGAAUAGUUCAAUCACAGAUGAAAUGAACCAACUCUGCUCAACUAUAUGGAAGCUUAAUUUACCACCAAAGGUUAAAGUACUUUAAAGUAGUUUGGUGGAAACUAGUCCAUCAAGGAAUGGCAGCUGCAGAAAAUCUUGAAGAAAAGAGGAGUAAAAUUUGAUAGCACUUGCCAAAUUUUUGGAGAGGAACAUGAAACCCAAAAUAACCUGAUGUUUACCUUUAGAGUAUUGAAGGAGGGAGACAUGGUCUCUUGUGCCUCCUGAGUAUAAAGCACUAGACUUAAACCAGGAAACUAUCCUCUAAAAUAUGAAAGUGCUACUGGCUCAGACCAAAAGAGACCCAAGAAAAGUUUAAAAUUUUUUUGUAGGCUGGAAAAUAUGAAGAAUGAGAAACAAUAUAAUCUUUCAACAUAAAAUGGAGCAUAUUCUACAUGUGGUACAUGGUGCAUUAAGAGACAAUCAGCAAUGGCAGGAAGCAAACUACAAAAAAAUAAUAGGAUCAACAUAUUAUGUCCUCACGUUUGUAGAGAGAGUACGAGCAGGUAUUACGUUACUCUCCAUACUAUUACCUUGUUGAUGCUUUAUGAAAAGGCUCAGAUGAGCCUAGAGAAAUAGGUUAGUCCUUAUAUAGCAAAGAAGGCAUCCUUUAUCUUCAAAAGUCCAUCUGCAAUUCGACCAACUAAUACCGCAUUUGAAGUAGAAGCUCAAUGUUGAUGGAAGUGCAGCAACAAAGAACGUUAGGCUUUAAGCAAGUUGUUUUUCUAAGUGACUGCAAAGGGCUUAUAGAUGAGUUAAAUCGAUUCAAUACUGAAAUGACCAUCGAAGGAGUCCGUAACACAUAAAUCCACUCAAUGGUACAAGACCUCCUAGAGAUCUCAAGGAAGGAUCAACUUACUAUUCUUCAUGUGUUCUAGAGAUUGUACUAUCUAUAUAGAUGCAUUAGCUAAACAAACAAUAUCGAAAUAGAAACCAAAACUAUGUAAUUUUAUGAAUGUAAUAAUAUUAAUAAUAUAAGGAGUUGACAAAAAAUACCUAGAUAGUUUGAUUAGACUACAUACAUGCCAAUAAGUGUUAAUUCUAUUAUUAAAUAUACAAAAUUACAAUUUUCGUUUCUCUUAUAUUAUUGUAUAAAAUAGAUUAGCGAACAUACUAUAACUGUUGCAUUAGGACAGAAUGAAGUGAAUUACUUAUUAUAUUUUUUUGGUCAACAAUAUUAAGUAUAUAAGAUUUUAUUACCUUACUGAAAACAAUAAUCGAAAUUAAAUAGAAAACAAAUCUGCUGACCCAAAAGAAAAAAAAAACAAAUCCAAAAGAGGAGAUUCCUUUUUCUUUACCCCAAAACCUUUGAAUAUUUGCGUUACUUACUAUGGUAAAUUAUAAGAUAUGGUAAAGAAGGGAGGGUGUUUAAGUCAUUACAGCUAUGGUAUAAUCGUAAAUUAAGGGGUAGAGUUUGCGUCGUAUCUCUCUAUAUAUAUUGUCCUAACCCCACAGACUCCCUUUGCCCCUUCAUUCUUUUUCUCUCUCCCUCUCUCAGCGUGUAAUCUCUCUUUCUCUCUCCACUUCUAAAUAUUAUAUCGUUGAUUCAAAAAAAAAAAGAGAUAAACUCUAAUAAAAUAUUCAUCUCUGAAUAAAUUAUUAUCCUUCCACCUGAUUUAUUUCAAAACAACCGUUUCACCGCGGUAGUUAUAUAUUUUACACACUGCUGACGUGGCAACCAUCCAAUAGCAAACGGCCAUGAAUACCAAAACGAUGCGUCUUCCGCCACGUCGUAUGCUGACGUCAGACAAAAGAAUUCUCCCGAGUGUCGCUGAAAAACCGACUGAGACCACCGGCGCAACAAAUCAACCACCGCCGCCGACGACUACCGCCGCCGGUCCGAAUCAGCUCCUUGCGGGAUAUUUGGCUCACGAGUAUCUCAACAAGGGCACACUCUUCGGAGAGCAGUGGAGUCCGGCUCGAGCCGAGGCGAGGAAGAAUAAGGCGAGCCAUGAAACAGAGCCAAGUGAUUAUAAACGGAGGAGAUAUGUGGAGGUAGCUGAUAUCCUCAGGGCAGACGGGGCCUUCAUGCCAGGUAUCGUCAACCCUUCACAGCUUGCCCGAUCCCUUAAACUGUGAUGGCGCUAAUCCACGUGGACGAAUGACAUUGGCUGGUCCACCUGAAAAUCAUUCCUCCUCGUUAGGCGUUUUUGUUAUUGUUGUUGUUUGGGAUUAGAUGUAAUGUGUGUUAUUGUAAAUCUGGUGAUGUUAUCGAUUAGCCAACGUUGUUGAAAAAUUGAUCGCCGAUUUAAAUAUCAUUUCUGCAAAAUGUCUGGUUCUGGUGUGCAUUAUAAAUAAUAGAUCAAUGUUUUUAUU
Molecule: messenger RNA, 2477 nt
Organism: Brassica rapa (field mustard)
Lineage: Eukaryota; Viridiplantae; Streptophyta; Magnoliopsida; Brassicales; Brassicaceae
Source: RefSeq, a predicted model, not a curated record